AUGGUAACCACCGCCAGCGAGAGCAUCUGUGCCGCGCUCGACGAUGGUGGGGGAGUUCGCUUCGGUCCCCAAACGUUCGCCAUUUACUCUUGCGCCGCCCUGCCGCCGAGUUUCGGAAAAGUCAGACAUGAUCCAACGCUCCACGCCAAGCUGAGCAAGACUGCUGCACGGGUUUGCAAGACACUGCCCGUCUACAUAGACCUACAAGAUGAAGAUGUCGCCGAGCUGGCUUCCCUGCAUGUGCCAGUGUCGGUGCCCCGCGGUCAACGGAUGCUACCGAUCAAAGCCAACAUGAUCGACCUUGACCACCUCCCGUGGUUCCUGAUUAAUGCGGCAGUAUCCAAGAAGCACUGCGUGAUCGGGCGGGGCUCAGCGGUGGAAUCGCUGCUGGUUAUCCUGCAACGACCCUGGUGCGUUCUUGAGGUCUGCUGCGCCGAUACUGAGACUAUCGCCGCGAUGAAGGACUUUGCCCUACUAGCGACCCUGGUCGACGGCGAAAGCUAUAACGCUGCUCUGCUGUUAUUAUCUCACGAGUACCUGGUUAGAUUGGCAUCAAUAUCAAGGUCAGCCGAUAUCUUGUUACCUUGUAACGAAAACUCCUCGGCUCGACCAUUCCCAGAAAAGGCAAUCCGUGAUAUAUAUGCAGCGACAACGCUCGUCAGCUCGUACAAUCGGUUCUGGCUGCCGCUAGUAUGCUGCUGUGCGGUUUACCUGGAUUUGUCCUUUCCUGAUGCUGUGAGGAGGAUUCGUGAUGAUGCUGAGGGCUUAGACGGCAUGGGUUGGAUUGAGCUGUAUAGAUUCUUGCUGAGGAGGGUCGGGGAUUGGGCUUGA
This is a messenger RNA of Aspergillus mulundensis, 831 nucleotides long. RefSeq lists its product as uncharacterized. The record is from RefSeq and is a predicted model, not a curated record. The transcript has a single exon. NCBI's taxonomy places the organism in Eukaryota, Fungi, Ascomycota, Eurotiomycetes, Eurotiales, Aspergillaceae. The coding region runs from base 1 to 831 and encodes 276 amino acids.